Molecule: messenger RNA, 3393 nt
Organism: Cyphellophora attinorum
Lineage: Eukaryota; Fungi; Ascomycota; Eurotiomycetes; Chaetothyriales; Cyphellophoraceae
Exons: 2
Coding region: 1-3393 (1130 amino acids)
Molecular function (GO): ATP-dependent chromatin remodeler activity; ATP binding
Source: RefSeq, a predicted model, not a curated record
AUGGAUCCAAGAAUGCUACUCGACCCUAAGGGCGCGCUUAAGAGACAGCAACAGUCGACAAGCAUUGCCUCGACGUCAGCCGCGAAGUCGCCACCGAUGUCCGAUAAAUUAAAACCUUCGCCAAGCACGAAAAGGUCACCCGCAUCACAGUCUUCGACGCCGUUGUCGCCCAACCGACCUGCACCCACAUACGAUCCGAGAGCCCUCUUGGAUCCGCGAAACCGAAGUAGACCUCAACAAAUUCGUUCGCCUGCCAUGAAGGCUAAUGGCGUCAAUGGCACGAAUCAUUCUCAUUCUGAUGGACCGCCAGAUCCUGCCUUGCUCCAAAAUGGCGAUGCAUCUGAACCAGUAAGUGUCGCGCCACCAGCUGUAUCACGGGAGAACAGCUUCAACGGCAAACGAGCCAUCGAAAAUCUGUAUGGAGUCGAGUCACGGUCCGAUCAACCUAAGAAGAAAGUAAAGUCGCCACAAGAUGAGACGGAGAGAGACUCUCGAGCAAAGUCGCAGAAGUUCAACUCGUCCGGCACUGGCAUCAUUGGUGACUACAUGAAGCGUCGAGAUGACCCGAACUAUCAGAAUCGGCCGACUCUUCUUCCUCCAGUCGAGGCCAAGGACGAUCGCGUGGUUGAUCUGACCUCCGAGAUCGAUAACAACGGUAACGACGACUUCGUUAUCACUGGAUCAAGCACCAAAGAGAGAGAGGUAUGCUUCGGGGCAAUCUACACGGACGCUAUGGCAUUCUUGGUUCCGAAGCCUCGAAAGAACAAAGGAGCCUCGUUCUUGCAGCAGGGCCAAUGGCCGCCAAUGAGAUGCUCACUAGGGCGUGGCACAGAGGAAGCCAAGACGACGAUUAUCAAGGUAAUUGAUCCCAGCAAUAAAGAAUUCGCAAAGAUCACAGCGCACGGCGCAGCAGGCCUCGCAACACUGAUGGACUCUAUCGAGACCUUGCGGACGCAGCCGCGGCUGCUGAAUCGUCCGAGGCGCAAAGAUGAGCAGGAGCAUGCGCCAUGUUCUCAGACUAUGAAGCUGGCUGUCAAUCUCUAUGGUCAGAGACGUGAUGCUGAACCAGUAGGAAGGAUCCUAGGUCAGCUCAAUAUCUGGCUCAAUGAUGUUUCAAAGGAUCUGCGAGACCCAGGCACAGAGCUCCUCAAUCCACACAAGAUGAUUUCACACAAGGCUCCCGCUCGAGGCAAGCCUGUCACACGCGCGGUCAACCAGAAGAGUGUCGUCGAGGCCGGAUCCGAGGAAGCGAUGGAUAGGGCGGUCGAGAAGAUCUUCGACCACUUUGCCAACGAAAACAUCGAAGAGACUGAUGCGCCACAUGGAAUACUGACCCCACUGCUACCACAUCAAAAGCAGGCAUUGACGUUCAUGUUGCGCCACGAAAGUCCUCCCGACUACGAGGAUGACACUUCGUCCAAGCUAUGGUCGAAAAAGUACAGCAAGACCGGCAUCUAUUACCAGGAAGCGGUAUGCAAUCUGACAAUAAACGAGCCACCUCCAGUCUCCCUGGGAGGUCUACUAGCUGAUGUCAUGGGUUUGGGAAAGACGCUGGAAUCCCUCACUCUAAUCGCCGCCACCACCGACAAAGCCAAAGCUUUCAGUAAGACCCAGGUGCAGCGAGGCCCGGAGAACCCUGAUAGGCAGAUCAGCGCGAACAGCAAGGCGACAUUGAUUGUAUGCCCGAUGAGCACAGUAGCUAAUUGGGAGAGUCAAAUCAAGGAGCACCUCGACCCGUCCUUCACCUGGGUCACCCAUCAUGGAUCUAAUCGUACCAAGAACCCAUACGACCUUCGAAAAUACGAUAUAAUCAUCACCACGUACGGAACGCUGCAGUCGGAAACUCGUAAUGGUUUCGGUGGGGUACUACGGUCUAUCAAAUGGUUCCGGGUAAUUCUGGAUGAGGCGCAUACCAUUCGAGAGUCAAGCGCGCUCCAGUCACAAGCCUGUUUCGAGCUUGAGGCUGAUCGGAGAUGGUGUCUGACUGGUACGCCAAUUCAGAACAAGUUAGCAGAUCUUGGCUCGCUGUGCCAGUUCCUGCGUCUCUAUCCAUACGAUAGCGUGGCGGAGUUCUCGUUGUACAUUGUCAAGCGGGCCGGAAGUGGCGACUCCACGUUCCUCAAGCGACUAAGAGUCUUCAUUGAUUCCUUCACCCUUCGGCGAGAGCGCGAUAAGAUCAACUUGCCACCAAAGGAAGAUCUCCAGGUCGCGGUCGAGUUCAGCGAUGCAGAGAGUAAGCUACACGAGUUCUUCCGGGGGCGUUCAGAGAUCAUACUUGCAGAUCUGAAGAAGCAGCGAGACGAGGGUAAGAAGCACAAUAUGCAGAUCUCCGUCCUGCAAGGCAUCACUAUUCUGCGACUCAUCUGCGCACAUGGUCGUGAACUGCUUCGUGAGGACGACCUGGAGACUUACAAAGGUGGCGCGCCGGAAGAUGCGAUCGAGUUGGAUGACGAAGAAGACGUCAAAACGAUGACACCGCUACAGGCCUACGAGCUUUUCCGAAUGAUGGACGAUGCCGACUAUGACGUUUGUCGUAACUGCGAUUCCUCGAUCGCAGCGAGCACCCCAGCCGCAGAUGGCGACACAGAUACAGGACCUCGCUGCUACAUCUUGCCAUGCCGAGACCUACUCUGCGCCCCAUGCUUCCGCCAAUACAAAAGCAACUAUGACGAUAAACCCGACGACAGCUCCCUUCAGUGCGCCCUCUGCCACGGGAUCACAACCGCCACGUACGUCGCCAUCGAAGGCAACGUCAACGACAAGAUCGAGACCAUGCAAGCCAACCAACCACAAUCCAAGAACAAAGACCGUUACGGCGGGCCCGCCUCCAAAACUCUUGCCCUUCUCGAAGACAUCGACAAGAUGACCGAAGAAAGCAAACCCUUAGAAGUCGCUGGAGAGCCACCGCUCAAAUGCGUUGUUUUUUCCGAGUUCACCUCUCAUUUGAGUCUCAUCGCCCGUGCCCUCGAAGCCAGGGGCUACAAGACCGCCCGCAUCGAUGGCUCCAUGAGCCUCUCUAAGCGGAAAAAGGUCCUUGAAGCCCUCGCCACCGAUAACACUCUUACUAUCCUGCUCGCCUCCAUCAAAGCUGCCGGCCAGGGUCUGAACCUCACUGCCGCGAGCCGCGCGUUCAUCAUGGAGCCCUUAUGGAAUCCCGCAGCGGAGGCCCAAGCGGUGGAUCGGAUCUAUCGAAUUGGGCAGACUAGGCCGGUGGUGGUGAAACGAUAUCAUAUGAAGGCCAGUAUUGAGGAGAGUAUCAUGCAGCUGGCGGAGAAGAAGCAGAAGCUGGCAGACUUGAGUAUGGGGAGGAAUCACAAGGCGUUGAGUAAGAAGGAGAUGCGGGAGCAGCACUACAAUGAGAUUCGGCAGUUGUUUGAGAGCAAAAAGCGCUAG